AUGAACUUUAUAUCUAAAACAAUGAUACUUUCAUUAUCAAUAUUGUUGAUUCUACCAAGAACAUCGUAUUCGCUAUAUCAAAAGCCUAUAAAUCAUAUCAAUACAAUUACUUUUAUAUCUAAAAGUUUUGAAAUGGGACCAGGAUCAAUUGCAGCAAGAACAUUUAUGAAUAUAGAAUUUCCGAAAGGUCAUAUUGGAAUUAAGAGUUUUGAUGCUGAAUUAGUUGAUCAAGAAGGAAACUCUAUACCUUCUUAUGAAACUUACCUUCACCAUUGGUUUGCAAUAAAGUAUAUUGAAAAUUUUACUAUGUCAUGCAAUCCUAAACUUGUUCAUAGUGAGGAUUUAAUUUUCCAAAGAAAUGAAGGCCCAUGUAAUGGAUUUAUUCUUCCACAUUAUUGGGGAUUUGGAGUUGAAUCACGAGGAACAACCUCAAACAUUCCUGAUCCUUUUGCAAUAGAAUUGGGUAACCCUUUAAAAGUUCCAAACGGAUAUGAAGAGAAAUGGUUACUCAACAUCAUGGCCAUUGAUAUACGUGGUGCACAAGAUAAGAAAGGUUGCACUCAAUGUAGAUGUGACCUUCUAAGUCUUCCAAAGAAUUUUUAUAAUGUCACAAGGGAUAUUCAUAACCAACCAUUGACUACAAAUUAUAAAGGAGGACUUUUUUGUUGUCAAGAUAAUGUGCAAUGCAAGCUAAGUGAGGGUUUCCAAGGUUCAAGGAGAAAUAUUUCCUUAAGAUACAAAAUAAGUUGGGUGGAUUGGAGUGAAUAUCAAGUACCAGUUAAGGUUUAUAUACUUGAUUCAACUGAUAAAGUGAGUUCAAAUGGUUCCAAAGCAAUUCAUGAUUGUCAGUACACCAUUCCAAAAAUUUUUGGGAGUGAUUUUCCUAAUGUACAAAAGGCAAACAUCCCAAUGGAAAAAGGAGGUUAUCUCAUCUAUGCAACCGCUCAUAUGCAUUCUGGUGUGGUGAAUGCAACUUUAUACGGACAGGAUGGAAGGACUCUGUGUACUUCAACACCAAAAUAUGGAACGGGAAAAGAGGCAGGAAAUGAGAAAGGUUAUCUCGUUGGAAUGUCUGUUUGUUAUCCACAACCAGGUUCUAUCAAGAUUAAUGAUGGUGAAACUUUGACUCUAGAAUCAAGAUAUGAAAAUGAGUUUCGUACAGGAGCUAUGGGACAUUUUUACAUUUAUUUGGCAGAG
This is a messenger RNA of Cajanus cajan (pigeon pea), 1197 nucleotides long. The record is from RefSeq and is a predicted model, not a curated record. NCBI's taxonomy places the organism in Eukaryota, Viridiplantae, Streptophyta, Magnoliopsida, Fabales, Fabaceae.